Molecule: messenger RNA, 1445 nt
Organism: Oncorhynchus nerka (sockeye salmon)
Lineage: Eukaryota; Metazoa; Chordata; Actinopteri; Salmoniformes; Salmonidae
Product: cyclin-K-like
Exons: 10
Coding region: 109-1416 (435 amino acids)
Biological process (GO): positive regulation of DNA-templated transcription, elongation; regulation of transcription by RNA polymerase II
Cellular component (GO): cyclin/CDK positive transcription elongation factor complex; nucleus
Molecular function (GO): cyclin-dependent protein serine/threonine kinase activator activity
Source: RefSeq, a predicted model, not a curated record
UGGCGGCGCCCAUGUUACAAUGGAGACUGUUGUCGGUGACUAAUUCAGUCUAAAUAUAAAACGAUUAUUUAAUCGAUUGUUGAUAUUGUUACUCAUUAUAAAGCCUACAUGAUAAAGUCUUCUAGUUCAGCGGGUCCAUCAUCCUCUUCUCACCAGAUGAAGGAAAACAACCACCCCUCCAGUGGUCAGGCCUUCCUUGACCAUAUCAAGCCAUGCUGGUACUGGGACAAGAAGGACCUGGCCCACACCCCGUCCCAGUCCGAGGGCCUGGACCCAGCCACAGAGGCCCGGUACCGCAGGGAGGGGGCCCGGUUCAUCUUCGAUGUGGGGACCAGACUCGGACUACAUUAUGACACCUUGGCAACGGGUAUUAUCUACUUCCAUCGCUUCUACAUGUUUCACUCCUUCAAACAGUUCCCCAGAUAUGUGACAGGUGCGUGUUGUCUCUUCUUGGCUGGGAAAGUGGAGGAGACUCCUAAGAAAUGUAAAGACAUCAUCAAGACGGCUCGGAGCUUACUGAACGACAUACAGUUUGCCCAGUUUGGAGACGACCCAAAGGAUUUUCGCCAUCAACAGGAAGAGGUUAUGGUUCUAGAGAGGAUCCUGCUACAGACGAUCAAGUUUGACCUGCAAGUGGAACAUCCUUACAUGUUCCUGCUGCGCUACGCUAAACAGCUCAAAGGUGACAAAACCAAAGUUCAGAAGCUGGUGCAGAUGGCCUGGACCUUCGUCAACGACAGUCUGUGCACCAUGCUGUCCCUGCAGUGGGAACCAGAGAUCAUAGCUGUAGCAGUCAUGUACCUGGCUGGACGGCUGUGUAAGUUUGACCUCCAGGAGUGGACGUCCAAGCAGUCGUCACGGCGAUGGUGGGAGCAGUUUGUCCAGGACGUCCCAGUGGAGCUGCUGGAAGACAUCUGUCAUCAGAUCCUGGACUUGUACUCCCAGGGGAAGACCCCCAUCCCCUCGGGUCUGGAGCAGGAGACCAAGCAGAGAGGACCCCCCCAGCCCCCUGGCCCAGCCCCCCCACAGCCUCCAGGGGGUGUCCCACUACCCCCUCCACCCAAGAGGAUCUCCCCCCAAGGCAGCCCCCCACGCCAUCCGAAACGCUCACAUACCUCUCCAAAAGAGGAACCUAAACCUCCAGAACAAGUGGGUUCUAAGAUUCCACGGUUGGAGAACCCUAUGCCCCCCCUGCCUGCUUCACAACCGCUGCCUGAUCGUAAGUCUCCCCAGUGCCUCCUGAAGCUGAGCCAGCCGCGGGUAGCGAGCCCGUUCCCCCUCCCCCUCUCACGCGCCACCCCCCACCAGCCCCCUCCCCUGCCCCACCGCCCCCUCCUCCUCCCUCUAGUUACAUCAUGGGAAUGUCCACCUCUAGCUCCUACAUGUCAGGGGGCUUCCAAAGCCUUCAGUCUAUAAUGAAGACAGGGGAACCAUCCUACCCCCAU